GGGAAAAAUCAUGCCCUUUGAGAGUUGAUUUCAAAGAACGCUGAUGCGACUUUCUCUUUGACCUAUAUGACCACUCACUCUGCUUUACUGGGCCAUCAGUCCUCUGACGAUGAAUAUACACUGGAUCCAGUGAAUGUGCCACGCCGUUCAAGGCUCAAAGCUCAAUUUAUGCGCCCUUCGUCCUCCAGACCCACUUAUCAACCGCUCCCCUCGGACCAUUUCGAGAACGAUGAGCACGAAGCAUCUGACACUUCCGACUUGGAAGCCCCGCCUUCGCUCAUUGUGGAACAGCCAGCGCCAACCUCUGGUGCAACGACGGGGUCGAAUACGGCUCCUUUGAACCGGUUUAAACGGAAUUUACUCCAUGCACGAACGGACGCUGAACCAUCCACCAGAGAUCACCUUUCCACAUACGAUCGGACCAUGUGGCGUUGGACCAAUGUUCAAAACAUGGAUAAUUUCUUUCAGCGAGUGUAUGCAUAUUAUCAGGGCAAGGGUGUCUAUUGUAUACUAUUUUCCCGAUUACUUAACUUAUUAACUCUCGCUUUUGUCAUCGUCUUUUCCACGUUUCUUAUCGGUUGCGUGAAUUAUUCCGAGAUUCCUCGUCAUAAUUCCAUGUCAGAAGUGGUUGUACCACAAUGCUUCACCAAGUUGUCAUUUUCAAAAUCCAUGUUUUUAUUUAUAUUUUCAUUAUGGUGGAUAUGGCAAGCGAUUCGUUUUGUCAGAGAUAUUCCAGCGUUGAAGGAAAUGCACAACUUUUAUCAUCAUCUUUUACAUAUUCCUGAUGAAGAUAUGCAAACGGUGGCCUGGCAAACAGUGCUGGAACGCAUCAUUGAUAUUCGUGAAACGAAUCCCAAUACGUCCGAAGCAUCACCGAUUCGAUUGAACGAGCACGAUGUAGCCAAUCGCAUCAUGCGCAAGGACAACUAUUUAAUCGCUCUUUUCAACAAGGAUAUCCUCAAUAUCACCAUUCCGUUACCCUAUUUAAGGCAUAAGCACGUCUUCACCAGAGAUUUAGAGUGGAAUCUGUCAUUUUGCGUUCUCAGUUACGUAUUCAAUGACCAGGGUCAGAUCCGCAAACGAUUCCUCAAAGAACGAAACAAACCGUUACUCGUCGCAGGACUUCGACGUCGUUUUAUUUUUAUGGGGUUAUUAAAUCUUAUCUUCGCACCGUUCAUUCUUGGGUAUCUGCUUAUCUUCUUCUUUUUCCGGUAUUUCGAGGAAUAUCACAAGAACCCCAGUGAAAUCGGUUCGCGAGGUUAUUCGCCUUUUGCAAAAUGGAAAUUUCGCGAAUUCAAUGAAUUACCCCACUUUUUUCGCGCGCGGCUCAGCUUAAGCUAUGGUUCCGCCAACCAAUAUAUCAACCAGUUUCCCAAAGAGAAAGCGGCGCUGGCAGCUCGAUUCGUCGCCUUUGUUUCUGGAUCGUUUGCGGGCGUAUUAGCGUUGUUGUCGCUUUAUGAUUCGGAGGCGCUAUUGAAUUUUGAAAUCACGCCCAAUGGAACGGUUUUGUUUUAUCUGGGGAUCUUUGGCACGGUGUUCGCCGUCAGCCGCGGAAUGAUUCCCGACGAGCAUUUGGUUUUCGAACCCGAACGGUUACUGAAAGAAGUCGUGGAAAACACUCAUUACAUGCCACAGGAAUGGCGCGGCAAAUUACAUACAGAUGAAGUGCGUGCUCAGUUUUGUCAGUUAUUUGAUUAUCGUGUGUCGUUGUUCUUGCAAGAGCUCCUGAGUGUGAUAUUUACACCGGUGGUGCUUUGGUUCUCGCUUCCUCGAUGCGCAGAACAGAUUGUUGAUUUCUUCCGCGAGUUCACCGUGCAUGUGGAUGGUCUAGGCUACGUGUGUAGCUUUGCUCAAUUCGAUUUUGCUCGUCACGGAAAUAUCAAGUAUGGCGCUCCCACUGAAGUCGAAGACGAAUACUACAUGACCAAAGAAGGCAAAAUGGAGAAGAGUUUUCUGAAUUUCAAGGUGAAUAACCCUGGAUGGGAGCCCAACGACAUUGCAGGAUCAAUGUAUCUGUCACGACUAGCGCACUUCCAACAACAGAAACUGCCGCAUACCUCAGACACAAAAGACGAGCCUUCCGGAGAAAGCAGGGAAGCUUCGCCGGAACCUGCGGAUGUUCUUCAUACGCCGACAUUCCAACGACAUCAUUUUGUUCCGCAACCAAUGCAACCCUCCAACAUAGAAUACUCCGAUCCUGGUACACCUAGUCAUCCCGUAGAAGACCGUCAUGUUCCCAGUAACUUAGGUGACUCAUUUGCUCAUCCCCCGGAAAACCGGAAUAUCCACUAUACUUGGCAACCUCACGAAGAAGAAGAAGAGGAAGAAGGCGAAGGAGCGGAUCAAAUCCCACGACAAGCGCACCCUCCUGUGCCUGGCAUGUUGGGUUUACUCAACGAGUUCUAUGACCUUAAUAAUAACCCCGGCCGAUGGUAAUAAAAACAAUGGAAGGGCCUGACGAUCGGAACUUGGAGUGAGGAUUGAAAAUCUUUCAUUUUGACCCGCGGCCUUCUGUUCCUUCUUUUUUUUUACUAUCACCAAUCAUCCACAAUAAAAUAUCCAUGAUUCGUAAGAAAAGAAUGCAAAAA
Radiomyces spectabilis is the source of this 2588-nucleotide messenger RNA. RefSeq names its product autophagy protein Apg9-domain-containing protein. Gene Ontology annotation, biological process: autophagy of mitochondrion; protein localization to phagophore assembly site. Bases 67 to 2436 code for a protein of 789 amino acids. The record is from RefSeq and is a predicted model, not a curated record. Lineage: Eukaryota; Fungi; Mucoromycota; Mucoromycetes; Mucorales; Radiomycetaceae. Gene Ontology annotation, cellular component: autophagosome; phagophore assembly site. The transcript has 9 exons.